Drosophila virilis is the source of this 1028-nucleotide messenger RNA. Its product is annotated as pre-mRNA-splicing factor Syf2. NCBI's taxonomy places the organism in Eukaryota, Metazoa, Arthropoda, Insecta, Diptera, Drosophilidae. Gene Ontology annotation, cellular component: post-mRNA release spliceosomal complex; catalytic step 2 spliceosome; Prp19 complex. The record is from RefSeq and is a predicted model, not a curated record.
ACCUGUCUCACUUACACUUUAAUUUUACGAACGGAAGAACAAGACACAAUUUACAAAACAAAAGAAAAUAAUAAAUACAUACAAAAUACUCGUAACUAAACAAUGGAAACGAGUAAAUCCGCUUCGGAUAAGUUGGCCGAACGCAAGGCACGUUUGCUCGAGCUGCACAAACAACGCCAGGAGGCGCGCACACAAAACCACCAAGAAGUCGUCGCAGAAGACGCUCGCAAAAACUUGCCCAGCAACUGGGAGGCUCGUAAGCGACAAGCAGAAUGGUUGCUAGCAGAUGACAAGGCACGCGCAGAUGCAGAGGCUGCUGGCAAAGAUUAUGAGCGCCUGCAGCUGCUCAAGGUGUCCGCCAUCGAUGCGGAACGAAUAGAGAAAAAGAAGAAACGCAAAGAUAAUCCCGAUUUGGGCUUCUCCACAUACGAGGCGCAAACAGCCAGGCAAUAUAAUCGCCUGGUCAAGAAUAUGCCAGUUCGCGACAUGGCCAAGUAUGAAAAACAGAAAGCUGAACUGGGUGAGGCCUUUUACGGCGGCCCAAACACGACGCUUCAUUUGCUUACCAAGGACACGCCUAGUGCUAUUAACAAUAUGGUUAAGGAUUUGGAGCAGCAAAUUGAUCGCAGAAAGAAGUAUUCCAGACGACGAAUCUAUAACGAUGACGCCGAUGUCGACUUCAUAAACGAACGCAACUCCAAAUUCAACAAGAAAUUGGAUCGUUUCUACGGCGAGCACACGGCUGAAAUUAAGCAAAAUCUGGAGCGCGGCACGGCAAUCUAAACCUAAUUUUAAGGCAUACAAUUUGACUAAAAUGUCAAACCUAGCUCUUAGUGGCAUUUGUACCUACGAAAAAAAAAAAGCUAUCUAAACAUGUCUAUGUACAUAUAUCUAAACGCCAACUUAUUUCAAGUUUACAAACGUAUGAUAUGCAGUUAUAUGGCCUUCCAGCUAUUGGCGAAAAAUACCGCGCUGUUGGUAUUAAAUACCAGCUCGUAAACUAAAAAAUACAUCUUCAAAUAAUGGCA